AAACGGACUGGGGGUCAGUGUGGAAAGGAGGGGGCCCCACCAAGAUUGGGUCAGUGCUCAGGGCACCGGUGAGCCUUCAUCCCCCCCUGCUUGCACAGAGCUCAAGAUAAAAAGUCAAGGGUAUUUCUCCGAGACCUGCCGCCAUGGAGACAGAAAGCGAGCAGAACUCGAACUCAGCCAGCGGAAGCUCAGGCUCUGGUGGAAGCACCCGCCCUCAGAUUUCACAGAUGACACUCUACGAACGGCAGGCAGUGCAGGCUCUCCAGGCCCUGCAGAGGCAGCCCAACGCAGCCCAGUAUUUCCACCAGUUCAUGUUUGUCUUCCUAGAAGUCCCGAUCUCCGGCUGCCUCCACCUGGGAGCAAGCCGGCGCUAUGGCCCUCGAAUGCAGAAAGGCGGGAAGCGCAGCAAGCGCAGCAAAAGCCCCCACCCCGUCCCAGGAAGGCCCGAUCGGACGCCCCCGGGCAACAGCCCCGGCUUGCCAGCCAUGCUCGGGGAAGCCUUGCUGGAAAGGAACGAAGGGACGGUGCUUGAGGCCGGUGCGCCUCCAGCCCGCUGCAGGCGCGCCCCCACAGCCACAGAGCGCGAAAGACGGCUGCGCACCGGCUUCACCUGGCUCCACUUGGCUCUCCCGGCCCCAGCAGUACCGCCACCGCCAGCCCGAGCUUCUCCCGGCGGCCGGCCACUGCGCCUCCUUGAUUCGGCUGGAGGGAGCCAAGAGGCGGGGCCGCUGAUUGGUCCCUGGUCUGUUUCCAGCCCCGCUGCAGCCCGCAGCCCUUUGGCCACCAUUGCGGCCAGCCGACAGGCAAGCUCUCCGAACACGAGCACCCCUCAGCAGGCGACCACCACGCAGGCGUCCAUGAAUUUGGCGACAACAUCCGCCGCACAGCUGAUCAGCCGUUCGCAAAGCGUCAGCUCACCCAGUGCCACAACCCUAACCCAAUCCGUGCUGCUGGGGAACACCACCUCACCGCCUCUUAACCAGUCCCAAGCGCAGAUGUAUCUUCGGCCGCAGCUGGGGAACCUGUUGCAGGUGAACCGGACCUUGGGCCGCAAUGUGCCUCUCACCUCUCAGCUCAUCCUGAUGCCAAACGGGGCUGUGGCUGCUGUUCAGCAGAAGGUGCCGUCCGCUCACUCUCCCGGGGUCCACGCAGACACGGACCAGGUGCAGAACUUGGCCGUCCGGAGCCAGCAGACGUCAGCAGCCAACGUCCAGCUUCAGGCUUCUGCUCCAAAGGCGGCCCUGCCCGGGAUCUCCCAGGCUUCGGUCCAGCCCCAGGUGACGCACGCCAGCCAGACGCUGACAGUGACCCAGACGUCUUCUGGCAACGUGGGCCAGUCGCUCAAUCUCAGCCAGGGGGCGGCGGGGAGCAACGGCCUCUCCGGGGGCGUGGUGUCCUCGGUGGGGAACCAGGUACCCACCAGCCUGAGCCAGGCCACGUCGUCUGGCCCGGUGGGUGGCUGCCAGAGGAAAGGAACUGGCGUGGUUCAGCCCUUACCAGCAGCCUCCGCUGCCCAGGCGGUCACCGUCAGCCAGGGGAGUCAGACGGAAGCGGAAAACGCGGCGGCAAAGAAGGCUGAAGCCGAUGGGGCCGGCCCGCAGACCGUGGGCAUGAACCUGACCAGGACCGCCACACCGGCCCCGAGCCAGACCUUGAUCAGUUCUGCCACCUACACCCAGAUCCAGCCCCACUCGCUGAUCCAGCAGCAGCAGCAGAUCCACCUCCAGAAGCAAGUUGUGAUCCAGCAGCAGAUCGCCAUCCACCACCAGCAGCAGUUCCAGCACCGCCAGUCCCAGCUCCUGCACACGGCCACCCACCCCCAGCUGGCCCAGCCGCAGCAGCACGCCCCGCCCCAGGCCCCUCCCCUCCAAGGCCAGCAGGCCCCGCCCCUCCAAGGCCAGCAGGCGGCCCAGACGCUUGUGGUCCAGCCCAUGCUGCAGUCGCCACAUGUGCAGCUGCAGCAGCAGGAGAGCCCUUGCCAGGCGGCCACCAAGUCGCCCAUCCCCAUCCAAUCCAAGCCACCCGUCGCCCCGCUCAAAGUCCCCCAGCUGGGCGCUGCCAAGAUGUCGGCAUCCCAGCAGCCCCCGCCUCACAUCCCGGUGCAGGUGGUGGGCAGUCGCCAGCAGGGCUUGGCUCAGGCCCAGGCCCAGGCCUUGGGCCUGCCCCAGAUGAACGUGGGCGGCCAGCCCUCCCGGGGGAUGCCAGCCGUGGUCCAGCCGGUGUCCCAGGCCCACACGGCCUCCCUGCUGUCCCAGGGCUCCUCUCCCCCCCCUCCCCAAGAAGCUCCUCCUCCCCCGCUCACCCCCGGAGUAAACGUGGCGCAAGUUCAGGGCACCGCGCAGGUGGUGAAGAGCAUGACCUCCUCUCCCGGCAUGGCCCAGGCACCAGCGGCCGCCUACUAUGUCCAGCCCGUUCAGCUGCCUAGCAAGCCCCAGACUUUGGCAGUCAAGCGCAAAGCAGAAUCCGAAGAGGAGAGAGAUGAACCUGGCGCCCUGCCAUCCCUCCUGCCCACCAAGUCCUCUCCUGUGGCAGAGAGUCCCAAAGGCACAGACGAGAAGAGCGGCCUUGGAGGCGAAGGGAACAGAGAGAAGUCCGAGUCCGCCCCCAGCGCCGCCUCCAACACGCCCCCGAGUGACCCGUGCUCCGUCGCGCCUUCCUCCGCCUCUUCUGCGUCUACGCUGGGCUUGGUGUCGCGUCAGCUGGGCGACUCCAAACCUCCCCAAGCCAUCGUCAAACCCCAGAUCCUCACACACAUCAUCGAGGGCUUCGUAAUCCAGGAAGGGGCGGAACCCUUUCCGGUGGGUUGUUCUCAGCUCCUGAAAGACUUUGAGAAGCCUCUUCAGGGAGGGGCUUCCUCCAGACAGACCGAGAGCCAGCCCAGCAACUCCCCGGGAGGCGACAGCGUGACGGCAGAGCAAGACAAGAAAGGGAACCUGCUGAAGUGUGAAUUCUGUGGAAAGUACGGCCCCGCCAAUCAGUUCCGAGGUUCUAAGAGAUUCUGUUCCGUAACAUGUGCCAAGAGGUACAACGUGGGCUGCAGCCACCAGCUCCGUCUGCAGAGGAAGAAGAUGAAGGAGAUCCAGGAAGCCAGCUAUGCCCGUCGACGGCGUGGACCUCGGCGCAGCAGCUCAGAGAUCGCCCGGGCCAAGAUCCAGGGCAAGCGCCACCGGGGCCAAGAAGACUCCAGCCGAGGGUCGGACAACUCCAGUUACGACGAAGCGCUGUCCCCCACAUCUCCGGGACCCCUGUCCGUCCGGGCAGCUCACGGAGAACGAGACCUAACCGGUUCGAGUCUGAUCCCGCCAACCACCGAUCUUCACGGCAUCAACCCGGUCUUCCUCUCCAGCAACCCCAGCCGCUGGAGCGUAGAGGAGGUAUACGAGUUCAUUGCGUCCUUGCAAGGCUGCCAGGAGAUUGCAGAGGAGUUCCGCUCCCAGGAGAUCGACGGCCAGGCCCUGCUCCUGCUGAAGGAGGAGCACCUCAUGAGCGCCAUGAACAUCAAGCUGGGUCCCGCCCUCAAGAUCUGUGCCAAGAUCAACGUCCUCAAAGAGACCUAACGACGCAUGCCGCCAGUGCCGAGGCCGUUCCUUCAAGCUCUUGACACUGAAUGGAAGGAAGGAGACCUCUCACGUCAGCCUGUGUCAGUGCCGUAGAGGGAAAGACCAUCUUCCUAGGAGGCCUUGUUGAAACAUCUCCCUCAAAGAACCAUCUGUGCUGCCUGGACAUUCUUUGGCCUCCGAACUGAGGACAAACGUGGCUACGAAGAGAGCAUUUUCUUGUCAUCGUCUCCGGAGGCUCCUCAGGGGAAGGGACAAGGAAGAGAAGUUGGCCUUCCCUCUUCUCAGAGCCGCAUUUGAGCCCUCCUUUCUCCUCAGAACCAUCAGGUUCCCAGGAAGGUUGCAUAUGGUUCAUGCUUGGUUAUUGGUCCAGCUUUUGUCUCAUUGAAGGAAGGGAGUCGGCAGAAUGGGAAGAACACCAAAAAUGUUAAAUGCCGCCUUUACUUUUCUCCCCACAGCUGGAAACCUCCAGUUCCCCGUGCUGGGCGGAGACUCUCCACAGGCAUCCACUUCACACCCCGGUCAGGGGGGAGCCUUCCUCAGAUAACCAGAGCACAUCCAGUUGUGUGGUGUCAAGGGUGUUAUGUAUGUGUGGACACCUUUUUUAAAAAAAAACAACAAAAAAAACAGGUCUGUAGCACCACACCUAUCUUCUGGGGUUAGGAUCUACCCUUUCGAGAUCCAAAGAAAAACGGAAGCGUGCCGUGGCACCGGCUGCUUUGUCUAGCAUUUUACACCCACCCCCCCUUUUGUAUCUUGUCCUCCCCCCACCCAAGAGAGCAUAUGAGACAGAACUUCUGCAAGCAAGUUUGUAUCCUCUAUCAGAGGCCUGUUUUAUUUUUGUUUGACAGAAAUAUUCCCUCAGUAAAAAGAACG
This is a messenger RNA of Gekko japonicus, 4433 nucleotides long. RefSeq names its product polyhomeotic homolog 1 (Drosophila) (gene PHC1). Lineage: Eukaryota; Metazoa; Chordata; Lepidosauria; Squamata; Gekkonidae. The transcript has 16 exons. Gene Ontology annotation, molecular function: protein binding; zinc ion binding. The coding region runs from base 144 to 3557 and encodes 1137 amino acids. Gene Ontology annotation, cellular component: nucleus; PRC1 complex. The record is from RefSeq and is a predicted model, not a curated record.